Pectinophora gossypiella (pink bollworm) is the source of this 880-nucleotide messenger RNA. Its product is annotated as pupal cuticle protein C1B-like. The record is from RefSeq and is a predicted model, not a curated record. Bases 66 to 758 code for a protein of 230 amino acids. NCBI's taxonomy places the organism in Eukaryota, Metazoa, Arthropoda, Insecta, Lepidoptera, Gelechiidae. The transcript is spliced from 2 exons.
AAAACCCGAGGCACCGAAAUGAGAGCAUUCAGUAGCCUUCGCGCAGUCUACCACAGAAGUGCACGAUGAGAGUUCUGAUUGUCGCCGCCGUCCUCGCUUGCGCCGCAGCCGCCCCCUCGGGCCUGCUGGCUGCUCCCUACGCCCACGGUCUGAUCGGCCAUGGCGCGCCCUUAGCCGUCGCCCACGCGGCACCUCUGGCCGUCGCCCACGCCGCUCCUUUGGCCGUGGCCGCGCCGACCAUCUCCCCCGGAGACAUCCAGGGCGCCGCCAUCGACGCCCACGUCGAAGCCCACGACCACGCCCGCGCCGCCGUCGACGCUGCCCGCGAAUACCACGACCAAGCUUCCGAACUCCAAGGUCAGGCUAUCAACGCCGCUGAGGACCACUCCUGGCAGGCGGUUGAUGCCGUGAAGACCCAGGAGGCUCAGUUGGACGGUGCCGCCGCUGGUGCCGCUCCCAUCCUGGCUAAGCAGCUGGCUGGCCACGCCGUGGUCGCUCCCGUGGCGCACGCCGCGUACGCCGCCCCCCUGGCCCAUGGCGCGUACGCCGCUCCUCUGGCGCACGCUGCCUACGCCGCUCCCCUCGCCCACGCUGCCUACGCCGCGCCCGUGGCUCACGCCGCCAGCAAGACCGUGGUCUCCCAGUCCCUCCACCAGUCCCACCCCGCCCCCGUCUACCACGCCGUCCACGCCGCCCCCGUCGUCCACGCCGCCCCCGCUCUGGCCUACGGAGCGCACGGUCUCGCCCACGGAUGGUAAACUGUGAUAACUUAGUGAAAAACCAAAUUUUCUAAAUACUCAUACGUUUGGGAUGUAAAUUAUGUAAAAAAAAUGCAAUAGAAGCGAGGAUGUGUGAAUAAAUGUCAUAGUAAUUUAAUAAA